Molecule: messenger RNA, 351 nt
Organism: Macrosiphum euphorbiae (potato aphid)
Lineage: Eukaryota; Metazoa; Arthropoda; Insecta; Hemiptera; Aphididae
Source: the annotation of a GenBank genome assembly
AUGGAAAAGAAAAUAGCGGAAAGGGAAACGAGGUCAUUUCGCAGGGAAAAUAGAUGUUUUUCAUUAUUGUCCGGUUGGAUGUACUUUGAAUUCAUGGGGGACAACGACAUGGGAGAGACUUUCGGUUUCAGCAGAGCCAGGCUUUACGUGACCAGCGUGCCGGAUUCCUUUGGUGGGCAGAACUUUUGCAGACGCCCGCAAAUUUCUUGUUUGGCGAUGACUUCUACCGCCCGCCCUCCCAACCUCGUCCAUCGGGCGUUUUAUCCCAAGCGCUGGUCACCCGCGCCCCGCAUUCCCGCCCAGCCGAUAUUAAUGUUUGGCCACCGAAGUGAACUUAAUCGCCGUAAUUAA